GGCGCUGCGGCCGGGACUUCCUGUGACGGCCCAUUUCCUGGUCGGAUGGGGCCGGCGGGGGGCGGCGGCGGCGGCCUCGGUGCCUGACGGGCUCGGUGGCCGCCGGGAGCUCCGCCGCGCCGCGUCCGCGCAGCGAUGCGGGCCCCGGGCCCUGCCGGCAGGCGGCCCCCGCCGUGACCCGCGGCGCCCGGCGCUGGGGCGGGCCGGCUCGGGCUGCAUGGAGGCACCCGCCGCCCGCGCGCAGGUGUGAAUCCCCGCGGAGACCGCGGCUCGCUCCCUCCCGCCCGGCGCCGCCGUCCCUCCCCUCGCAGGAGCCCGGCGGCGGCAGCGGGACCCCGGCGGCGGCGGCGGCGGCGGCAUCGCCCCCGCGGCGGCGGCGGCCCUGAGCCAUGAAGAAGUUUUUCGACUCGCGGCGGGAGCAGGGCGGCUCGGGCCCGGGCUCGGGCGCCAGCGGCGGCGGCGGCGGCAGCGGCGGCCCCGGCAGCGGCUACAUCGGGCGGGUGUUCAGCAUCGGCCGCUGCCAGGUGACGGUGGACGAGGUGCUGGCCGAAGGUGGAUUUGCAAUAGUGUUUCUUGUAAGGACUAACAAUGGGGUGAAGUGUGCCCUGAAACGGAUGUACGUCAAUAACGAGUAUGACUUGCAAGUCUGCAAAAGAGAAAUCCAAAUCAUGCGAGAUCUGUCUGGCCACAAGAAUAUUGUUGGAUAUAUUGAUUCCAGUAUAAACUCAGUAAGCAGCGGCGACGUGUGGGAAGUGCUGAUACUAAUGGACUUCUGCCGAGGAGGUCAAGUGGUGAACCUCAUGAACCAACGCUUGCAAACGGGGUUCACUGAGAACGAGGUCCUGCAGAUCUUCUGCGACACCUGUGAAGCUGUAGCGAGAUUGCAUCAGUGUAAGACGCCGAUAAUCCACAGGGAUUUGAAGGUUGAAAAUAUCCUGCUGCAUGAUCGUGGCCACUACGUCCUGUGUGACUUUGGAAGCGCUACCAACAAAUUCCAGAACCCUCAAACAGAAGGGGUGAACGCAGUAGAAGAGGAGAUCAAAAAGUACACUACGUUAUCCUACAGAGCACCAGAAAUGGUCAACCUGUAUAGUGGCAAACUUAUUACUACAAAAGCAGACAUAUGGGCCCUUGGCUGUUUGCUGUACAAGCUGUGUUACUUCACGUUGCCAUUUGGGGAGAGUCAGGUAGCAAUCUGCGAUGGCAAUUUCACCAUUCCAGAUAAUUCUCGGCAUUCGCAAGACAUGCACUGCCUCAUCCGGUAUAUGCUUGAGCCAGACCCUGAUAAGAGACCUGAUAUUUACCAGGUCUCCUACUUUGCAUUCAAAUUGGCAAAGAAGGAGUGCCCCGUCCAAAAUGUCCAGAACUCUCCAAUCCCCGCUAAGCUUCCAGACCCGGUCAAAGCAAGUGAGGCUGCAGCAAAGAAGAGCCAACCAAAGGCCAGGCUGACAGAUCCUAUUCCUACGACGGAAACUUCCAUAGCACCCCGCCAGAGACCUAAAGCAGGACAGACGCAACCCAACCCUGGAAUUCUACCCAUUCAGCCAGCCCUGACGCCCAGGAAGAGGCCCACGGCCCAAGCGGCCAUUCAGCCGCAAGUUGCAGGACCUGCCGCCCUGGGCAGCAGCCAGCCUUCGCUCCCUGCGAGCGUCCCCCAGCCAAAAGCACCGCCGCAACAGACGCCGGCACAGCCGCAGACCAAACAGGCGCCGGCUCCGCAGCAGGCUUCCCAGGCGCAGUCCCAGGUCCCGUCUACUCAGCCGCAAGCCACCCCUCAGCAUCAGCAGCAGCUUUUCUUGAAACAGCAACUACUGCAGCAGCAGCAGCAGCAACAGGCUGCGUAUUACCAGCAGCAGCAGAUAAUGCAAGCUCAGCAGUUCCCAGUGAUGCAGCAAGGAGCGCCGGCACAGCAGCAACUGAUGCAGAACUACUACCAGCAGCAGCAGCAGAUGAUGGCCCAGCAGGCAGCAAUGCAGCAGAAAACAGCAGUAGCAGCAGCUCAGCAGAAGCAACAGGCCCCAGCACCGCCGCAGCCCCAGGCCCAGCAGGCUGCGGCCCAGCCGGCGCCUCCGCAGGAGCAAGUGAUGCAGGCACAAAUACGGCAACAGCAAAAACCUCAAACCACACCCCCUGCGGCUGUGCAGGGGCAGAAGCUGGGCUCUCUCACCCCUCCGUCGUCGCCCAAGACGCAGCGUGCGGGACACAGGAGGAUUCUGAGCGACGUGACACACAGUGCCGUUUUUGGGGUUCCAGCUAGCAAGUCUACCCAGCUCCUGCAGGCAGCUGCUGCUGAAGCCAGUCUCAACAAGUCCAAGUCUGCUUCCACUACACCCUCGGGUUCCCCGAGGACCUCACAGCAGAAUGUGUAUAACCCGCCCGAUGUCUCCACGUGGAAUCCGUUUGAUGAUGACAACUUCUCCAAGCUCACAGCUGAGGAGCUGCUGAACAAGGACUUUGCCAAGCUGGGUGAUGGGAAAGCUCCAGAAAAGAUGGGCAGUUCCACAGAGAACCUGAUUCCAGGUUUCCAGCCGGCUUCAGCUGCACCCCAGGCAGAUGCGUUUGGUGGCUCUUCUUUCACCACUGGAUCAGCUGAAAAAACGAAAGACAUUCUGAGUUUGGACACUAGCCCUCCUCUUCUGACUGUGCCUGAUCCUUUCAUUCCUCUCCCAUUAUCCGACGCACCAGAAAAACUGAUUGAGGGACUCAAAUCUCCUGAGACUGCACUUCUGCUCCCUGAUAUCCUGCCUCUCGCUGACCCCUUCGGUAGCACCUCAGAUGCUGUGAAUGGAAAACCUGACGUAGCUGUUGAGAGUCUCAUACCGGGCCUCGAGGCUCCGUUGCCCCAACGCCUGGUGUCACAGACUGAGUCGGUUGCUUCCAACAGAACAGACUCUCUCACUGGAGAAGACUCUCUGCUUGACUGUUCUCUGCUUUCUAACCCUGCUGCUGACCUCUUGGAUGAGUUUGCUCCUGUAGCUUUUGCAGCUCAACCUCACAAAGAAGAUACUAACCUGAUAUCAGGCUUUGAUGCUCCUGAGGGCUCUGAAAAAGUGACAGAAGAUGAGUUUGACCCAAUUCCAGUGUUGAUAUCCAAAAACUCACAAGGUCUGCAGAGGGAUCCAGCCCUGUUUCCAGUUGUAGCUCUUGAGCUCUGUAAAGGACCCUCUGGCAGUGAUGGACUCCCUUCGUACAAGGGUCAGUCUGAGAUGCUGGAGGUGAAAACUCAGCACAACUCAGACUCGGACUACUUAGCAAGAGACGGUCCUUCAAGCAACAGCUCCUUCCAUAGCAGCGAAGGGGAGGGGACAGAUCAUGAAGGAGAUAUUUUGGAUUGUAGCGGGUCCAGGCCUUUACUGAUGGAUUCGGAAGAGGAGGAGGAAACCUGCAAGUUGCAGUCUGUGCCGAAGGAAAGACGUGAGGCUUCCAAAGAAGAUUCCCGCUCCCAGCCUUCCCAGAGGGGAAUAGGGGAGGUGCUGUUCCCUGCCUUCCAGCCACACACUGGAGAGGUUUUUAACGAACCGGAUGUUUUUGCCACGGCUCCUUUCCGAAGCUCGAGAAAAGUGCUUGAUGAGGUGGAUGUCUUUACCAAAGCUCCUUUCAUCUCCAAGGGCAACAGACACCCAGAAGAGACAGAUGUAUUUCUGAGAGCACCUUUCACUAAAAAAAAAAGCAUGGAAGAGUUGACUUCUCACAGUGUUCCUAAGGAACCGUUCACAUCACCCGUUUUCAUAAGCCAAACGGGUGAUGUCCCACAUGGGAUUAAUCCUGUGUUCCAAAGCCUGGAUGCAGCAAUGCGGGGGUCCGCUGCCUCAGCUAGAUCUCAGUAUCCCUCAGUGGGGUUUAUUCAGCCAAUUAAUCUUCCAUCGUCUUCCAUAAGAGCAGUGGAGACCCAGGACAGCAUCCCUCCGUGUGUGCUGAAGGAGCAUGGUGGCACGCCCAGCGAGAGAAACCAAGGAGGACACGCACUCCCCCAGGAAGCCAUCCUGGGCUCAGUGGCUAACAAGCCUUUCCGUCCACAGUCUUUGUCGAAAUAUUCCCGUCACUACAGUCCAGAAGAUGGGCAGGGUCUCGAAGUCAAACCUAUAGCUGCUUACAAAGUGGUUUCUCAGACAAACAGACAGGCCAUAGCAGGAUCUGUCUCUAUUGCUUCUCUGUCUUCCAGGACUACAGAACUACCUAGUGGGGAUCCUUUUUCUUCGGCACCCUUUCCUUCCAAAUCGGGAAAGCAAAAGCCUUAAUCUGCUGUGAGCUGGGAGGUGUGCUUCUGCCAGAAGCACCUCUCAUAGGACCUUGAACCUCUUAGUUGAACUGAACAACAUAGCAAUAUAUAUGUAUUUUUUUUCUUUUUGCCAGAAUUCUAUUUGCAGUGAUACAUAGUUGAACCAUUUUAAGUUAUGUUAGCUAGUCUGAAUGCCUGGCUCUUGGGAUCUUCGUAUCCUUUCCAGUUACUUCUUACCUCUCUCCUCUCACUGUCACUCCCCUCCCCUUAUUUUUAGAUGCUUUUCCAAACCUGUAGUAGUCCGUACUUUCUGGCUGUGGCUGGGGAAAUGCAUUAUAAGAUGAAUUACAAUGUUCAUUGAUUACAGAGCAAGUCAAGCAGGACUGGCUAGUGCUCUGGAAAGGAAACUGUUUCACAGGUUAAAGGGUUGUCAUGACUUUUUUCUUACCAAUGGGAACUUCUGGAAGAGAUGAAGGCUAGAAUAUUCCCGUUGCUGGUGAUGAUGGUAAACCUGGCAGCUGUAGCUUGAGAGUAGUUCUGUCGUGAAUUAUGUGCGUGUCCGUAGGUGAUGUGCACGCUGAGUGUAACCAUGCAGUCCAUGCCUAGCAUGAGGCUUGUGCACCGCUGACGUGAGCAGGGCAUCGGCCUCGUGCGUGCAGAGUCUCUUUGCUCGCCGUGCCGUGCACCCUGUGGAAGUGCGCCUGCCCUCGGGCCCGUUUGGGAGCCCGGAGGAGUUGGUGGAAGGACUUAAAGUGCCUUCGAUCGCUGGUCUUGCAAAAUGUCUCUCAGAUGCAUAAAUUGAAGCUGUUACUGUUGUUUGGAAAAUCAAAAGAUCAGGAAGAACUUUGACUUUUACGUGUGUGUUUUCUGUCUGGUUUAUGCCAAAGUGUAGGACCCUGAAGUUUUGCCUAUGGUGUUUUGAAGGAGAGAGCUAUGCGUUGUUACAGUAUUAAAAUAUACCCUAUGGGGAAGUACAUUAUGGAGACAACUUGGUAGAGGUCCUCAUCCUACAUACCUCAUUUGGUGUAGUUCAGCAUUGGCUGCAAUCCAGUUACACUGAUUUAUACUAGCGGAGAACUUGACUCUAUAUUUAUAGAAUCUGCCUUUGGUUUUCCUGUUCAUUAAGAUGAAGUUAAACAAAAUCUACUUGCACUCCAUUUGGUAACGUGUGCUUUACUCUAGAAAUACUGCACUUCCUGCCGUAUCCCUGAAGACACCCGCAUCUGUCACUGCUGUGAUGAAUCUCAAGAUUGUGUGUGGAGGAAACAGUCCCGAAGGUUUAGUGCAACUAUUUGUCACAUGCUGGUAGCUGGGCUGAAGCAAAGCAGACUUUAUGCCUCUCCCUUUUCAGUGAUGUAAGAUAGAGACAAGAGAGUGAAACCUCCCCUUUUCCUUUUUCAACCCCCCCUUGUCACAUAAGGUGUCUUGGAACCGCUAUUUCAGGCCAGCAAAUGCAAUACGUAAGUGUGGACUGGCUUUCAGAAUACCCAGAUACAGGGACUCGUUGGGCUCGCAGUCACUGAUGGUCCUUUGCGGUGUAGUAAUCCUUUCUCCUAACAGAUGUAGGCGCUGCAGAACGUCUCCCAGGAAAAUCUUUGUGGUCAUUUUGUUUUUAAGGGCUUGACACUUAUGGAAAAAACUCCCGUAGUUUCUCACCAAGUCUCUUAAAAGAUUGCUGUGGCUAUUUCCACAGUGAAUUUGAUCGUUAUUAUGCAAGCUGGAGCCUUGCGGUGAAGACCAAGGACACGUUAUGCCUUUAGAGCCAAGUCCGUGACUCUGAGCUUUUGGGGCUUUCGCAGGGGAAUUCUUGGAGCAACGAGUAGGCUGCGGAGAUGGGUACCAGCUGUCUAUAGAGCAGGUUUGUGCUUUGCCUUCUCUCCGACGGGCUAGUGCUCAGGGAGAAAGCACUGUGAGAGUACUGUCACGCUGAGAGGAGGAAGGGUCAGAGAUCACGCAUCUUAAUUCACUGGUUUUGCACCAGUGAAAGCUUCUGCAGCUGAAAACAGAAUUCAGUCUAGUCUCGUGGAAAAAACUGACACCACCUACCUCUAUGGCUUUGGCUGGUCUGAUGUCCAAAUAAUAGGCGUUAAAGGAUCUCAGCAGGCAUGUUAAAGAUGCACGUGAAGCGUGCUCAAACGAAGCGCGACAUUGCACACGAAGGGGAAUGCAGUCUGGGGCUGACUCACUGCUGACUUUUAAGCUGAGCGGCAUAAGGCGAGGAUGGAUGGAAAAAUCCUGACUGCCAGGAGAUGACUGGUGGAGCAUGUGCGAAUAGGGCUUACCUACUGCUCCGUAUUUCCUUUCCAGUCCCCCAACUCAGUUACUCUUCAAAACAUCUCCAACUGCAGGAGAUGAGCCAAAUGUUGCUGAUGGGCAUGCUCGACACUGGGAUUGCCUGGAAGUAAGAGGGACCUUGGACUAGAGUCUUAAAAGCCGUGAGGGUAGGGAGAGACAGUAUUUGAAAGCAGGGAGGCCAAGUUGGCUUGCACGGUUGAGUUGCUGGCAAAUAGUGGCUUGCUGAGCCCAGGUCAGGUCACGUCAUGCUGUAUGGAGCUGGUCUGCUACAUUUUGAGUUAGAGUUAAUAGCGGUGCACAUGGGUAGUUCAGAGGGUUUUUCCUGUGCUCUUCUAUCACCAACCCUAGAAAAUAGAAGUACUGUACAGAUAUUUCUGGCUUUCUCCUGAGAAGCUUCUCCAGCUAAGCAGAGACUGUUGUCUAUUCUAUAUUUUGUUGUCACUGAGUUUUCUUUUUAAAUAAAUACCUGAAAGUAACUGACCAAAUAGGUUGCUGCUGGAUUGGAUCGAUGAGAGAUGCUGAGAGUGACUGUGAUACCAAACUGUGAAAUUUGUGGGGUACAAAGGAGACCGAGCUUGAGGGCCUCGAUUCAUUUCACCAUGCAGCCUGUGUCGUGGCCACGCGUGCAGCCAGGAGACUGGAUUUGGCCCCAAGCUGUUCAGCACCCUUGGGGAGCUGAUGGAAGGCAGGUCAGACCUGGACAGUGCAGGGAUGAAUCUGUGGAGGCGAGAGAUGCUUCGCUGGAAUUGGCAGGUACAGCAUGUAAAUCAGAUGCGUGUUCAAGGUGUUUCCUCUGGUGACUGGAUUCAGCCUCUUCUUCCGUUCUUUCCUUUUUACUUGAAAAGUUGCUUUGGGAUAAUUCUGUGGAACUUCUUUGGACGCUGCGAUUCUGUUUCACGUCCACUACUUGGAAUGUCUGAAUUAGCAAAAAAAACACGGUUAAGGAAGCGAGAGGCGGCUCCCCUUCGCACUCCCGCGCGAGCUCCUUGCCCCUCUCUUACUGCUGGUGUUGGCGAGGUGGAGAUGGGAGCUGGGGGUAAUUGGGACCUAGCUAUCCGACACUGCCGAGCGAGGGAGAAAGGGAGAGUGCAAACAUGCGGCUUGGUGUUUGCAGCAAGUCACUGAUUCAGGUCUAGUUAGGCUGCACUUCCAGCUAGCGUUUUGGCAGCUUAUGUUCAUAAAGCACUUUACACAAAGAGCAAGCUAACCCUGCUCAGAAGAGCUCACGAUCCUGCCAGCAUACAUCUAGUGUUUAAAUGGUUUUAAAUACAUGGGGGGGAAGGAAGCUUGUUUGCAUCUUUGCACGUGACCUAUGAGGUAGUGUAUCUGUGGUUAUGGUCAGAAAAUUGAAUUUUAAUGUCUGUUAAUCUGACUCAUUCUAAUUUCCAACUCGUAUUCCUCCUAAUCCUGCACUGCCAGUGCUGCAGCUUUGGUGUGAUGAAUUAUAAGCAGAAAUUUCAUCCCCGCAGCUUAUGAAGCUGUAACAAUCUGAAACUUGCACCGGGAAAGGGACUGGCUCUGUUUCGUAGUCAUUGCUGACUUCAGCUCGAGUGCAGUUAAAAUCCUGUCCCUGCAGAGGGGUUGCUCAGAGUUUCUGCAUGCAAAAAAAAAAAAAAAAAAGCAAGUGGCUUGGCUCUCUGUGCUUCACCGCUGUUGUGUUUUUUCAGCGCACGUAACGGGACCAGCCGCUGUCGUGUUAACCUGCCCUUCCUGCAGUCUGGUGCAGUGUUUCCAAGACUGUAAGUGUAUCGCAGCUCCCCUCCAGCCAGCUCAGUGCUGUAGUCGUGUGUGGUAAGUGUUAAGUUUACAAUCUUAGUUUCCUGAAGCCAGCGCACACCCGAUCCGUGAUCCCGGUCUGCAGGGAGCACCUAGGAGAUGCCGAGCUUGUAGCAGCGCAGCCGGGACCGCGGUGCCUGAAGCGUGCCCCCGGUUAGACCCGAGCCAGGCUGAGAUCUGCGUGGUCCCUAAACCCUCAAUCACUCCAAAGCGAUAACUGCUUACUUUAACUCAGCUUCCACCAAAGAUGGUUGUGUUGGGGAGUUGACUUUUUUUGUUUUUUGUUUUUUAUGGUGUUAAAUCAAGGCCCUUUAGUACACCAAAUGACUCCGAAGCGUUUUCACAGCAGGUAUCUCAGCAGUGUAAUCUCGCUCCAGUGCUGAAACGCGUUCCUGGAACCUGAUCAGCUCUUUACUGUUUCUAAUAAUAAGCCAUGGCCCGUCGUUCCCAUCCUACGUGGGGUGAAGGGUGUCAUACACACCUAACUACCCCCCGUGAGGGUAGGGCAAUAACGAGCCAGCGACUGUUCCCCCCUUGCAGACCCCUGUCCCUCCCUACGAAGCACGAAGGGAUAAAUCGUUGUAUGCAAGCGUAGGGAGGGCUGGCUUUUGUGUUGUUAUAUUUUAAGUGUUGUUCUGGGUGAGGAGCUGGGAUUAGGAAACCACCAGUGGAUGCAGCUGGUGGGGAAUCGCUGCCACCGAGUCCAACAGCGAGCGAAGCUCUCGCCGCCUCUCGUGAGCCGCCGUUUCUGUGCCGAGCGGGAGGCCUGAGCCGAAGCGCCCGUGUCCCCGGCUGACUGUGACGAACAAUCUCCGCGUGUCUUUGGGUGACGUCCCCUAAGAGCAGUGUUUCGUUUGAACCGCGUUUUUGUUCGGGUAAUUCUGAGCGGUGUUGGAAAUACCUCCGACUUGCAGAUCAGUGGAGUAAAGUAUUGCACUCCAGGCAUGAUCAUCUGUUUCUGAUAAUCUUCAUGAAGAAAUGUUCAAGUUGUAAACUUAUGUACAUUUUAUUAAAACUGUAUCUGAUUAAAAUGCA
Molecule: messenger RNA, 9325 nt
Organism: Dromaius novaehollandiae (emu)
Lineage: Eukaryota; Metazoa; Chordata; Aves; Casuariiformes; Dromaiidae
Gene: AAK1
Product: AP2 associated kinase 1
Exons: 22
Coding region: 390-4238 (1282 amino acids)
Biological process (GO): protein phosphorylation
Molecular function (GO): ATP binding; protein kinase activity
Source: RefSeq, a predicted model, not a curated record